AUGCGUAAAGAUUUGAAGCUUAUGCUGAUAGUGAAUGGCCUCAUUGUGCUCUUUCUUAUCACUCAGGUCUUUGAUUUGAUGACGCUAUUGAUUGAUGAUUCAUUCAAGGACGCGAUCGUAGAGUCCGAGUUGACACCAGUCAAAUAUACUAAGCAAGCUGAUGGAGAGGAGACCCCAGAUAGAAAGCUCAUAGUGCCAAAAAUUAUCCAUCAGACUUAUAAGAAUGAGACCAUCCCUGAACCAUGGCUCGCACCUCAGAAGUCUGUUAGAGAUCUCCAUCCAGAUUUCGAGUAUAUCCUAUGGACCGAUGAGACUGCUAGAAAUUUUAUCAAAGAACACUAUGACUGGUUUUUGCCAACUUAUGAUAACUAUCCAUACCCUAUUAUGAGAGCAGAUGUCAUGAGGUAUUUUAUUCUUUACCAUUACGGUGGUGUCUACAUUGAUUUAGACAACGGAUGCGAUUUUAGAAUCGAUCCUUUAUUAGCAUUUCCCGCUUGGCUGAGAAAGACUGUACCCACUGGAGUGUCCAAUGACAUCAUGGGUGCUGUUCCCAAGCACCCAUUUUUCUUGUACGUGAUAGACAAUCUUCAAAGGUAUAACCACAAUUGGUUGGUAUCAUACAUUACAAUCAUGUAUUCCACUGGGCCCUUGAUGCUGUCUGUCGUAUGGAAGCGAUACAAGAGAUGGGGUGUUCCUAAUGGUGGUCAAGUAAGAAUUUUGGUGCCUCCAGACCACAAGACUCAUAUGACAUAUUUCUUCUUUACCGCCCAAGGUUCCAGUUGGCAUUUGGGCGAUGCUAAGUUUAUCAUGUCCAUGGGUAAACAUUGGAUAUUCUACACGUUCCUCGGAACUGCCUUGGUUAUUAGCGUGUUCUACCUGCAGUUCAAAUUCUAUCAAUUCCUUUUAUCUGGCUCAUUUACCCGCUUUUACAGGAAGUCUCUCAGAAGGCUAUUCCCUAACAGCCAAUAUAAAGAUCCUCAGGAAGAUGGCCAGUACGAACUUGUACCUGGCGAAGUGUAG
This is a messenger RNA of Sugiyamaella lignohabitans, 1020 nucleotides long. It is a transcript of the gene SUR1, whose product is annotated as mannosylinositol phosphorylceramide synthase catalytic subunit SUR1. The record is from RefSeq and is a predicted model, not a curated record. Gene Ontology annotation, molecular function: mannosyltransferase activity. Lineage: Eukaryota; Fungi; Ascomycota; Dipodascomycetes; Dipodascales; Trichomonascaceae. The coding region runs from base 1 to 1020 and encodes 339 amino acids. Gene Ontology annotation, biological process: mannosyl-inositol phosphorylceramide biosynthetic process. The transcript has a single exon.